Molecule: messenger RNA, 1119 nt
Organism: Miscanthus lutarioriparius
Lineage: Eukaryota; Viridiplantae; Streptophyta; Magnoliopsida; Poales; Poaceae
Source: the annotation of a GenBank genome assembly
AUGGACUUACCGCUUUACCAACAGCUGCAGUUCAGCCCGCCUUCCCCAAAGCCGGACCAAUCCAGCAGCUUCUACUGCUACCCAUGCUCCCCUCCCUUCGCCGCCGACGCCAGCUUUCACCUGAGCUACCAGAUCGGUAGUGCCGCCGCCGCCACCCCUCCACAAGCCGUGAUCAACUCACCGGACCUGCCGGUGCAGCCGCUGAUGGAGCAGGCGCCGGCGCUGGCUACAGAGCUGGGCACCUACGCCAGUGGUGGUGCACAAGACGCCGGCGUCAGCGCCAGCCUCGACAGGGCGGCGGCCGCGGCCGCGGCGAGGAAAGACCGGCACAGCAAGAUAUGCACCGCCGGCGGGAUGAGGGACCGUCGGAUGCGGCUCCCCCUUGACGUCGCCCGCAAGUUCUUCGCGCUCCAGGACAUGCUUGGCUUCGACAAGGCCAGCAAGACGGUACAAUGGCUCCUCAACACGUCCAAGGCCGCCAUCCAGGAGAUCAUGGCCGACGACGUCGACGCGUCGUCGGAGUGCGUGGAGGACGGCUCCAGCAGCCUCUCCGUCGACGGCAAGCACAACCCGGCGGAGCAGCUGGGAGGAGGAGAUCAGAAGCCCAAGGGUAAUUGCCGCAGUGAGGGGAAGAAGCCGGCCAAGUCAAGGAAGACGGCGACCACCCCGAAGCCGCCAAGAAAAUUGGGGAAUAAUGCGCACCCGGUCCCCGACAAGGAGACGAGAGCGAAGGCGAGGGAGAGGGCGAGGGAGCGAACCAAGGAGAAGCACCGGAUGCGUUGGGUAAAGCUUGCAUCAGCAAUUGACGUGGAGGCGGCGGCUGCCUCGGUGGCGAGCGACAGGCUGAGCUCGAACCAUUUGAACCACCACCACCACUCAUCGUCGUCCAUGAACAUGCCGCGUGCUGCGGGGGCUGAAUUGGAGGAGAGGGAGAGGUGUUCAUCAACUCUCAACAAUAGAGAAAGGAUGCAAGAAAUCACAGGGCCGAGCGACGUGGUCCUAGGCUUUGGCAACGGUGGAGGAGGAUACAGCGGCGGCGGCGGCGGCGGCAACUACUACUGCCAAGAACAAUGGGAACUUGGUGGAGUCGUCUUUCAGCAGAACUCACGCUUCUACUGA